ACUUGCGGAGAUAUCGUGUUGAUCGUUUCGUGUCCGUGCCGCUGGCGUUCAGCAUCGGCGCUGUCGCGUGAAAGGAAAUGGGAAAUUCUCUUGUGUUUAGAUUUCCCGCACCCACCAUAUCGGACUCAUUAUUGAAGCGUGCGACUGACUGAAAUGAACGUGCGCCAGUGCGUAUGGUUUUAAUUUAUGAUCUCUGGCGAACGCCCGCGCGUCGUGCAUCAUCCGAAGUGAAGUGAUACAGAAUACACACUUAAACACCGAAAAAACAGUGAUUUUUAAGAGUGGAUAUUAUAUUGCUGUUCGGGAAUUUUUUCUUGAUGUUAAACAGAGUGCGCUAUGAAAAAAGUGGCAAGAGUGAUGGAUAGAAUUAUAAAUAGGCAUCAAUAAUGUCAUAUAAAAAUGCUUCUCAAAAUUAUCAUGAGAGAUUUUACAUCGUUCAACAUAUUUCAGUAUCGUUUGUAUUCAAACAAAAAUCGCCCAGCAAAUGGAUCCUCCAGGCCCACACUUAGGCAACAGCCAGUUCCUUCAAUCGGUGGUGGUGAGCUCAAUUGCAAUUGUGUCUUCUAAAGUUCACAGCCAACUGUCACGCGAUGGAUCCAACCGGCGUUGAUUCAAUACACAAAGCUCAUCGCACGAACCGAUUUUAGUGUUUCAGCAAUCCCUGAACGGUGCAGAUCGUGAAAUUUAGUUGCAAAAAUACAAAAACAAACAUUUGCUUCCCAACUGCAGCUGCCUGAGUGUGCUAAAUAGGUCAGUAGAACUGGUGGUCACUGCUGAAGUAUCACAAGCCUCGCGGCUCGAUAGCACAGAUGUGAAAAGUGGAAGUCGUUCCGAAGCGUCGGUUCGGUUCAAGUUAGAAGACGAUAUUAUCGGCAGUCUCAGUGGUAGUAGUGCCAGUUUUGGUAGCGGCAGUGAUACCAAUAAUGAAGACAGCCUAGAGAUUAUGGAGGAAAUAGACAUACAGGACGAUGGCAGCAAACACGAAGAGAAUACUGGCAGUAGUAUAUCGGAAAACAUUCCGUUAAAUGUAGGUGCUGUUGAUCGGGUCUCAUCUGUGUUUCCAGAAUCUUCGGGUGGGCAAAAACUCGACGACAGAAGGAGGCAUCUUUUUAACAUUGAUGAUGAGCCAGACUUGAUACUAGGUGACUCGGAGGACGUUGGAUUCAAUAUUGACAAACUGAAUUUAUCGGGAAAUGAUAUUGCUCAACAUUUUCAACAAUUUUGUGAAAAGGACGACUCACCUGACAAAAAUUCAAAUGUUGAGCGUAACCAAAAUGAGCAAAGCAUCAAUAUUGAUUCGAUCGAAAAGCAGUCGCAAACGAAAGAACAAAUUGCUAGCGUUCGAAAACAAACUCUAGUUCAAAAUUUGUCAAGUGGGAUGAAAAAAUAUGAAGCAAAAGAACUGUCACCACUGAAUGAAGAUGAUGUAUUGAUCAAUAGUAGUAAAGUCAAUCUAGGUUUUUUGAAAAAACUGCAUAAGCAGCCACAUGUGCAAGAUAAUAGUAGUGCGGACAACAGUUCCAACACAACGAAUGAAAUUUCCGAGUUGGUGGGAGAUACUGAAAGUGAUCGCGCUAUGAGUGAUAAUUACGAUCAGAGUUCGCGCAGUGACAGUGAAUUAAAACCAAAGAAUAGUUAUAAAGAUGCUAAGAAAUUAGUACCAAUUUCGAUGCGAAGUAAAAGUGAUGAGAUCCCCGAUGGAAACGAGGAGCGUAUAGCUAAGCCCUCAUUUUCUAGUCUCAGAACAGUGGAGUUAGGCGACUAUAGCCUGUCAGAUAAACCUCGUGGUAACAGUGCUGAAGAAGAUAACUCAUUAGACGAGAUCGAAAUAUCGAAUCCAUCGAUAGAAGCCUUUGCGGGAAUAGAAGGAACCGAAUCAUUGAAAGAAAGUGAGCCUCAUUCAUUCACUGUUUCAAUGGAACCUAAUGAAGGGCAGGUCUCUUCCGCUAGUAAUGAUUCUGACGAUUUGAAGGAAAAAAUUAUCACAUCCAGUAAAUCGUUUGAAGAAGUACAAUCUCAGCAUGAACUUGAAGUGCUGAAUGAUAAGUUAGAAGACGAAAAAACUCACUCCUCUGUUAAAAAGAUGGAAAAAGUUACAGAUUUCAAGGAAGCUUUGGAGGAUAUUUCUGAAGAAUCAGAACAUACACUCACGGUGUCAAAUCAUUCUGGAAGUAGACCUAAUACAGACGAUGAACUUUCCGCUGUUGAGAAGGGUAAGGAGAUGCGUAAGAUUCUAGUUGAAAAGAUUUUGCAGAGACAACUAAGUAUUGGUAGUACCAUCCUUGAAGAUAACAAGGAAAAUAUUCCAGAUUCGUUACCUUUCAAUAAAACUUCCGAUUCGAACAGUGUUGUUAGCUUAAACAUGUUUCAAGCUUUGGAAGGAGAAAUUAAAACGAUGAGAGAAAUCAUUGCAACUAAAGAUAUUUAUGAAGUUGCUACUUCCAAAGAUUCAUGGAAAGAGGGUACAGUCGAUUCACUCAAAGAUCAGCAACGGUCUACAGAUUCGAUUAGUUUGGCUACCAACUCCACCGAAUACAGACUAGUUAAUGACGAAUAUGUUCCGAACAAAGAGUUACAUAGUACAAUCAACAAACAGAACCAGUGGAUUGAGAUAUUGGCAGAAAAAUUGCAAGAAUCUAUUCAGGCACGAAAUCAAUCAGAGACAAAUCUGACGAAACUUACAGUGGAAGUGAAUCAGUUACGUAAACAAUUGACGGACAAUACCGAAGUCUUGAAACAACGCUCAAAUUGGAUGAGAGAUCAGGAAAGUAAUGGUCAACGAAUUUCAGAAAUUUCGAUUGAUCUGGUAAGUGAGACUGAUGAUGCUUUGUCGGAUUUUCCCGAUCUGUAUGAGGAACGGUCGAACCGGAACUCUCGGGAACGACAGCUGGAUCUUAACCUAGACAUUGAUUAUUCCGAACAGAAUCCAUUGCUCAUCCCUACCACUAUGUCUAAGCAGUUCGAACAGUUUAGAAAAUAUCUAUCACCAGAUGAACUACGACUGUUCAAUAUGGUUCAGGGAAAAUUCGAUGAUUACCUAAAACUGGAGCUUGAGAGACAACGCAAUGACUUGGAAUCUCACCAUGAACAAGAAAUGACUGAUCAACGUACGUAUUUUGAACAAAAAUGCGCCGAAUUUGAGAAACAAUAUUCGGAAGAAGUGAUUUCACAUCACAGUCGUCGGUUGUCCAACGACACCGCAUCGGAUAUUUCAGACCAUGAAGAAUUUCCCGCCGAAAACGGUGGUUAUCAAUCGAAGCAAACCAGCCCUAAGAAAAAACUCAAGGAGUUGAUUUAUCUUAGUCCGACACACAGAAAAAUAACACCUACCACAAUUGAUACAACCGAAGGAAGUGCAGAUGAAGUGCUAGAGAUUACUACUACCGAAUAUGAAAAGGAAGCUCAAAUGGAUUGUGAUAGUGCUCGAGAAAUUUAUCAGAAUAAAAUUGUGGAGCUUAAUCGGAAGCAUAGUGAAGAGGUACAUCAAUUGAAAGAAAGACUAAAACUGUAUGAGGAUACAGAUGCCACGAAGGAAUUCUUGCCUAAUACCGAAACUCCUUUCACGAGUAAAACCGCAUCCUCACUAAUAACACAAGCGAUGACAACGGUCGCCUCACCGGACGGCUUAGCGUCGUCGCAGUCUGAUGUGUUACUAACAACUACUGCCAGCAAGAUUAACGUUGCCAGUGUUGGCACCGAACCAAACGAUGAUUUGCACGAAAUUAUUGCCGAUUACGAGCGUCGAUUGCAGGAACAAGUUGCUCUGGCUCGCCAAGAUGUGCUACGAGAGCUAGAGAUCCAGAUACAGGCACUAUUAUCUGAUACGACCAUCGAAGAUUCCCACUGGCCAGCAGAAUUGAUACUGCUCAGAGAAAAAUUCACUGCAAGAAGUCAACUAGAAAUAGCGCAACUUCGAAUCAAACAUGAGGAAGAAAUGGCCCGCAUGAAAACUGAAUUUGAGAAACAGCUACAGUGGAAGUUGAAACGUCAAUCCACGUUCGACUCGGCCCGUGAUUUGGAUAAAAUCAUUAUCGAACGAGACAAUCUGCGGGAGCUUUCAUCUACCUUACGGAACGUUCUUGGAGAGUUUUUGAAGUACGUAGCGGUUUGUGAAGAUGAUUUGAAUAGCACCGUCAUCGAAGAACUGCAGAGGCAUGGGUUGAUAUUGGGUGCUGGUGACGGCGAGGCGGCAGAGACUUCCAUAGUCGAUAUGAACCUAUCGAAUAUAUCAGUAUGUUCAACUACAAAAAAGUUGCUAAAAUUCGCCCCAGACGUAUCCGGUUUGAUUUCAAUAAUCGAAGAUCCUUCACUGCUUGAUUACGUGUCAAAAGACAAUGGUACUAGUGAUGACGUAAAUCAAUCCCUUAAUUUAGAAGAGUGCCUCGAACUGCUCAGAUCAGAAGCGUUGCAUCUACUAACGCUUUCCGAAAAGCGCACAAAACGGCUUGCCACAAAGGAUGAAGAUUUGGAUAAAAUAUCGGAGAAAAGUGAUAGUUGUGAGGAAGAAGAUGGUUUAAAGCGAGGGUUAAAUAAAAAUGCAAGCUCACGCUCUUUUGACGAUAAUCUGAUACGAGCGGUGGGUUUAAGCGAAAGCAAAUUCAAUGCGGUUAGUAGUUUACCACUUGAUUUAGGAUCGGUACAAUCUAGUGGAGAAUUGAAUAUUCAAUUACAUGAACUGAAAAAUAGACUUCUGAAAACGGAAGAUGAAAAACGUGUUCUGGAAAGCAGAAACAACAGCUUGGUUGUAGAGUUGAAUGAGGCGAAGCUUCAUUUAUUGGAGCUGAAUAGUCAAAGGGUAGAAUUUAGCGAAGGAUAUGGAACAAAUGCGUUGCUACCGAGCACGCAUAGGUCAAAUAAUGGAUUUGUCGAGUUGCAGGAGAGAGCAAAGCACCUAUUAGGUAACACUUCACCUGAUAAUACUAUAGACAUCAGUGCAAAUUUGCUGCAACUAGUGGAAGAUUUCUGCCGUGAAGGAGAACGAUAUAUGGAGGAUGAGAAACGUGACAAAUUGGAUUUGCAAUCUCAAAUCGAAGCAGCCGAUAAACAGCUCAAAGCCACACGCCAAUUUCUGGAGGAACAAGCGGCUGAAAGGGAACACGAACGGGACGAGUUUGUAAAGGAGAUUGAAAAGCUCAAAUCACAGCUGCGUGACAAAGACAAGGAUAAGGUGAACGUUGAACGUGUCACGAAAGAGGAAGGAUUUUUGUGUGACAGUUGUAGUUGUGGUAUCGAUAAUCGGCAGAUUAUUGAAAAAUUGGAAGCUGCAGAGCAGAACGGAAAGGAACUGUCUGUCCAGCUCAAUGAAAGGGAUGACAAAAUUCGUAAGAUAGAGAACGAUCUUAAAGAUUCGAUCGAUAAAGGUUUCACACUUCGGGAAAUCAUAACGGAGCUAGAAACUCAGAUCGAGAGUAAAUCCAUCAACGAGCAUGUUUUGCAUGCUAAAAUCAAGGAGCUCGAACUUUACAUCGAUGCUCAAAACCGUCAGAAUGAAUCGCUUCACCAGGAGGUGGAGAGCAUGAAAACGGAUGUUACUGUUCGGGGGUUUACCGAAAAAAUCGCAAAGUUAGAAGAUGAACUGCGGCACACCAGACCCAGUAUGGAGCAAAGUUUGGUCCUUGAAGCGCUGACGGUUCAACUUCGGGACAUCGAGGAAACUUUGGAGAGAAAAACCAAAAACCUUGAAUCCUUGCACUCCAAUUCGGCUGCCUCGCUAGUAUGCAGUAGCCCUUCGGAAGACAUUUCCGUGAACCAGGACAGUCCCCUGCACAGGAAAAAGUCCAGUGGUGGUGAGUCAACCUCCCAACCGCCGUCGCUGCCAGUGGACGAGGUGCAACGAAUAUUCGAUAAACUCCAUCGGCACACACGGAUCGAGGACGUCGCCAUCAAACGUAUCAACGAUUUGGAGAUGCAAGUGGCUAGCGUUCGUAACAGCUAUGUGGAGCUACAGCAUGAACGCGAUGUUUUACAAGAGAGGAUGUCGGAGCAAUCGCUUAAGAUUACAACGCUUCAAUCGAAGCUCGAUGAACAGCGAUUACGGGCUGAGGAACUGCAUCGUCAGGGUGCAUCGCAUCUGACAGUUAAAGUACACGAUUUGCAGAACGAGUUGGUGAACGUUAAAGAAACGCUGCAAACGCGUGACAAACAGAUUGCGAAUUUGAAACACUUUCUGGAAAAUAGUCAACAGGUGAUUGAGCGCCAAGAGAAGGAAUUGGCAAUGAAUCAGGCGGAGAACGAUCGCAGCCAGUAUGAGUUGAAACUUGAAGCCGAGCUACAGGCCAAAUGCGAUGAAAUCCAGAUUUUAAAAAGUAAAAUUCAAAACGAGAUGAUAAACAAAGUGGCCUUACCUGACCUCAUGGAGACUAUGCUGGCCGAUAAAAACGACGAGAUAGAUCAGUUGAAGGAAAAGCUAAACCAUUUACAAACAUCUGCUGUUCUACCGACGACCGGUCAUGGCAAGGAAGAUGAUAACGCCCGUACACUGAGUGACAUUGUUUCGAUUACCGAUUGUGACGAGUCCGAUAUGGUACUGAGACGAAUGCCCGAACAAACGGAGGGAUUCCUUCCUGCGAACAGUAUCCCAGUGGAGACGUCCGGCUCGAUGUUCAACUCCAAGCAAACACCGCAGUCUAAAAAUUCGACCAACAACCAUAGUCAGGAUCCAAUUCAGAAACUACCCAAACCAACCAUAUUCCCCCAGAGCUUCGAAGUUCCGACAUUCUUUCAGGACUUGACGACAGCGUUUCCACGACCAACACCAUCUACUGGAAUUAGCAGUGCAGGAACGCCUGAAUUCUUCCCUAGACAUAUCAAUUUUUCACUGGUGGAUGAAUCUAGAUCGACCGUCGGGUCGGCCCGGGAUCGUUUCCGAGAACCGGCGUUUAUCGAAGAAAUACGGGAAGAUGAAGAAAUAGAGGAGACAAUUUCAGUAAAAUUAAUCCCUGGUGAAAAUAAACCACUGCAUGAUGACAGUGCAGGUAAUGCGGAGACGGUGAAAAAAGAAAUGGAAUCGUUAAAAAUAAACUUAGAUAGAGUUACCAAUGAAAAGAAUGAUACGAUUGAGAAAAUACAAGCUAAACUGCAAGAGAAAAUUGAAGAAAUAGCGGAUUUGCAAGUGGAGCUAGCAGCUAGGAACAAACUCUACGAAGAUAUGCUACAGGAAAAGAAAGAACUGAAGGAGGAGUUAGAAAGUGUGAAAACAAAUUUGCAUGAGUUAGAGCUAAUAGCAAAUAAACUAGAACUAAAAGAGAACCGUCUAAAAGAAACACUGGAAACAAUAGUUCGUCAAGACGCCGAGCUUGCCGAAGUCAAUCUUCUAUAUACACAACUUCGCGAAGAGAUGGAACAAAAAGCAAAUGAAUUCUCUCUCCUAAAAUCUGAACAACACAAAAAUCACACAUUAUUAGACACAUUGAAGCAACAGGUUGAAUCACUGAACAAAACAAUUGGACACAAAAACGAGUUGAUGUCGAAAAUGGAAAAGGACAUUCAUAACUACAGUAAGAAUGAAGAAAAAUAUCUCGAACAGCUAAAAUCACUAGACGCUAAGGAAACAGAAUUGAAAAUAUUGCAAGGAAACUACAAAGAUCGGUUGCAUGAAAUUGAGAUCUUGAACGAAGAUAAUCGGUUUUUGAAUGAGGAUAUUAAUCGACUGAAAAAUGAAAUCGCUAGAAGUACUAGCAACUCGACGUCAAACCCGUCGUAUGUGCAGUUCUUGAAACAAAAUUGUGAAAAGUUUGAGGAGGAACUUCGCGAAACCAAAGUAAUGCUUACGGAAAAAAUGUUAGCCCUUGAACGAGUGCGAAUUGAUUUGAACAGUUGCCAACAGGAGGCUCAAGAUUUGAAAGCUCUGUUAAGAGAUAAAGAAAUGAUCAUUCAGCAGAUUGGCGAUGAUGGUAACAGCUUGCAUGAGGCUUUAACGAACAUUCAAAAUAAAAUGCAGGAAAAUAACAGCAAUUUAAAUAAACAGCUCCGAGAGGAGCAAGACAAAAAUGCUAUCUUACAAACGGAGUUGAAUCGCUUGAAAAUACAACUCCAAAGAAGUGAUAACUCUUCGAGUCCAAAACCAUUUUCGGUGGAGGAAAUAGCCGAGCAGUUGGAGAAAGAGUUGAACUACUCAGCGCAACUAGAUUCUAGUAUCAUGAAAGCAAUCGAAAGUGAUGACUUGAACUCAGAAGAGGAAGCAAACACCAGAAAAGGCCGAAAGGAUAACAAAAGCAACCACGAGGUUGAAGAGUUAAAAGCGCAAUUACAACUUGAGGCAGAUAAGUGUGUUAAAUUGAACGAGUUGCUUGAUUCGGAGAAACAUAAUUCGAGCGCAAUUCAGAUGCAAGAUGCGGAAAUUAUUGAAGCAAUGCGUCAUAGACUUGAAGCUGCGAUUGAGAAUGAAAGCAUGCUACAAAAAUUACUGACUGAAGAAAAGAAUAAAACCGAUCGCUUAUCAACUUUGAUUGCUGGUGUUCAGCGAACGAGGUCCUUCGAUAACUACUUACUAAUGAGGGUUAAAUCGCCGCAUGAAUCUCCCUCCCGAAGGCUCAAUCGAAGCAAUGAGUUCGAGUCCGAUAUGGUGGCUCGGUUUGAAAGUGAAAUCAAAUUUUUAACCGCCCAAAACGAACGGGAGCGGGAGAGAGCCGCUGAUUUACAGCGUGUUUUGGAAAGGGAAAAAAGUCGCUUUGAAAAAGAAAUUUCUGAUAGAAACGAGCAUGGAGAACAAGUAAAAAAAGAGUUAGUCAGAAUUACGUCAGAAAAAGAUCGUCUCGAGGUGGAGCUUGAUCAUGAGCAAGAGAAACUUAUGCUGGCUCACAAAGAAAUCGAGAGCCUCGAAAAACGUAUAGGAGCUUUCCAGGAGGCGGAAUCGGUACGAUCCUUUAGAAGAGAACGAGCAACUGGGCCUAGUUCACUGGAAUUCCAAGAGCUUAGACAACAAUUGGAAAACUUGGAACAAGAUCGUGCUCAGCUUCGUGAUACUGUUCAGAAUCUCCGAUCUGAAGUAGAGCGCAGAAAACAACGCGAAGCAAAACUGACAGAAGCCUUGAGCAGAGAAAAUUCAUUGCAUGAAGGAGGACAAGCUUCAGUACCAGAAGAUUUUCUAGUGAAACUCAGGGACAUGAAUCGGAUGUUGGAAAUUAAUGUUCGAGAAAAUCACCAGCAAGCAGAAACACUUCGUCUGUUGAUGGACGAACGAAAAGCAUUGCAGCAACGCAACCAAGAACUUGAGCGGUUUAGUAUUCAUACAAAUGUCAAUCCAUACAAUCGGGAUGAUCUAGAAGAACGGGCGAAUCAUCUGUUUGGAAAGUAUCUUCGUUCGGAGAGUCACCGCAAAGCUUUAGUUCACCAGAAGCGCUAUUUACAAAUUGUGCUAACCACUUAUGAAGAAAAUGAAGUAAAAGCACUCCAAUUGCUUAGCGCUCAGAACAUACCACCUCAUAUCCAAGAUCUCGCUGGUUUACCCACACAAGAGUCAGUACACCGUCACAAGCUACGAUCAUUCCGCGCCGUUGUCACUGCAAUAGUUGCAAUUGAACGCAUGAAGUUCAUAGUGAGAAAGUGGCAAGGUGGACGGAGGAUAUGCGCGAAAGCCAUCUUUUCUCAACAGUUCACACCCAGGCGGUCUCAAUCGGCCAGUACCAAUGUAUGGGCUCGGUCUUCAAACUCUCAUUUUGUGGAGUACAAUGCAUCUCCUCCGGCUCGUGAUCGACCAGGAAUGCUUCAUCCAUCGGUACAGCAUGAACCAACUUAUUCCGGGCAUUAUCUUCGACUGCCAGAAUCCCAGCUUCUUAUGAAUGCGGAUAUGCGAGAAAGACUCGAGGAACAGUACAAUCGAUCGAACAGUAAUCGGUAGAAUUUUGUUUUAGUUUUAUAUAGAUCCAUUUUUGAUAUUAGUUUGUUAAUUCAUAUUUUAAGUGAGCUAAAGUAUUCGUCUGACCUUUGUAUUCUACGUUUGUACUUCAAUCAUCGAGUCUAGUCAAAAUUUGACGGUUCUCUUAAUUAUACUUCAGAAGUAUUUUGCUCAUAUUUUGUUUCUGUUCUGGAAACCAGCUCAAAAUGACAAAUCACAAACCCACACAACGAUACAAAGUGCGAAAUUGAUCUCAUGGAUUUUGAUUGGUCACUUGUUGAAAAGCAAAACAAAAUGUUUCGAUAGUGCCUUACCAAACGGUGUUAACUAUUACGGAUGAAUAUCGUCACUAUAUUUAGGAUACUAACCUACUCAAAACAUGGCUAUAAAGCAACCUUAGAAGUAGUGUUUUUUAAAGUACGAAUUUAUAAGCUGUAAAAAUUAUUUUUAUCAAUUAACACCGCAGAUUUUGCACGCUCGGUCUUCUUGCGUUCUGUGUGGGUUGUUGUCAGGCACACGCAGGAUUAGGCUAUGCGUUUUAUUCUAACUAUAAGCACAAACAUAUUUUAUAACUAAAAGAGAACAAAAACCAGCAUAAAUGUUUUUCUUUGUACUCGACCAAAGCAAUAAUUUACAAUUUCGGUGUGUAUUCAUACCUAGAUGACAUUCGAAUCAAAUGUAUAGUUUGUGUAUUUGAUUUACAUUAGUACUGUUCUGAUAGAAAAUCCACGGAUGAAUAUUACAAAAUAUCUUACUGAAACCAAAA
Messenger RNA from Malaya genurostris, 10601 nucleotides. RefSeq names its product golgin subfamily B member 1. NCBI's taxonomy places the organism in Eukaryota, Metazoa, Arthropoda, Insecta, Diptera, Culicidae. Gene Ontology annotation, molecular function: molecular adaptor activity. Gene Ontology annotation, biological process: signal transduction. Bases 944 to 9838 code for a protein of 2964 amino acids. The transcript has 12 exons. The record is from RefSeq and is a predicted model, not a curated record.